Messenger RNA from Bombina bombina (fire-bellied toad), 2557 nucleotides. It is a transcript of the gene GABPA, whose product is annotated as GA binding protein transcription factor subunit alpha. NCBI's taxonomy places the organism in Eukaryota, Metazoa, Chordata, Amphibia, Anura, Bombinatoridae. Gene Ontology annotation, molecular function: DNA-binding transcription factor activity, RNA polymerase II-specific; sequence-specific DNA binding. The coding region runs from base 199 to 1563 and encodes 454 amino acids. Gene Ontology annotation, biological process: regulation of transcription by RNA polymerase II; cell differentiation. Gene Ontology annotation, cellular component: nucleus. The record is from RefSeq and is a predicted model, not a curated record. The transcript is spliced from 10 exons.
CGGAACAACCAACUCCCCCGCCGGAAGUUACCCAUCCCGACUUCCGUUUGCGCUCUGCACACUGGUUUCCGCCCUCCUCUGGAGUGUUUUGUUUCCGUCGGCGUGUUGACGCUGUAGCUCAUUUCCGUUGGUGUUGAAGAGUUUGAAAUUAAAGAGAGCGAGAAAUAAAAAGAGGUCCAUAUUUCUCCUAAUCUAGCCAUGACAAAGAGAGAGGCAGAGGAGCUAAUAGAAAUAGAAAUUGAUGGCACGGAGAAGACAGAAUGUACAGAAGAAAGCAUUAUAGAGCAUCACUACACCACCGCAGAGUUUGUCAGCCAGUCUAUUGACAUAAAUGAACCUAUUGGAAAUCUCAAGAAGCUUCUGGAACCCAGACUUCAAUGCUCACUUGAUGCUCAUGAGAUCUGUUUGCAAGACAUACAGCUUGAUCCUGAGCGCAGUUUAUUUGACCAAGGUGUAAAGACUGAUGGGUCAGUACAACUCAGUGUGCAAGUUAUAUCACAACAAGGUUUGGAGCCAAAAUUGAACAUACUUGAGAUAGUAAAACCAGUAGAGACAGUUGAGGUGGUUAUUGACCCAGAUGCUCACCAUGGUGGGGUUGAAGCUCAGCUUGUUGAAGAAACCCAAGUGAUAACCUUGGAUGGCACAAAGCAUAUCACAACUAUUUCUGAUGAAACUUCAGAACAAGUGACAAGAUGGGCUGCAGCGUUAGAAGGAUACAGGAAAGAGCAAGAGCGUCUAGGGAUUCCGUAUGAUCCACUACAGUGGUCUACAGAUCAAGUACUGCACUGGGUACUUUGGGUUAUGAAGGAGUUUUGCAUGACCGACAUCAAUGUCAACGCUCUUGGCAUUCCUGGAAGAGAGCUGUGUAAUAUUACUCAAGAGGAUUUUUUCCAGAGAGUUCCCAGAGGAGAGAUUUUAUGGAGCCAUUUGGAGCUGCUUAGAAAAUAUGUUUUGGCAAGUCAAGAGCAUAGUGGAGAAAUCGCUACAGUUACUAUUGACCAGCCUGUACAGAUUAUUCCAGCAUCAAUACAGCAGCCUACUCCAACAACUAUUAAAGUUAUAAAUAGUCAACCAAAAACAGCAAAAGUGCAGAGGGCACCACGGAUUUCUGGAGAAGACAGAAGUUCACCUGGAAACCGAACAGGGAACAAUGGUCAAAUACAGCUUUGGCAAUUCCUCCUAGAGUUGCUCACCGACAAAGAUUCUAGAGAUUGCAUAUCUUGGGUGGGAGAUGAGGGAGAAUUUAAACUAAACCAACCAGAGCUGGUGGCACAGAAAUGGGGACAGAGGAAAAAUAAACCCACAAUGAACUAUGAGAAACUAAGCCGUGCACUUAGGUAUUACUAUGAUGGGGACAUGAUUUGUAAAGUACAAGGGAAGAGAUUUGUCUACAAAUUUGUUUGUGAUUUGAAGACUCUUAUUGGCUACAGUGCAGCAGAGUUAAGUAGGCUUGUUUCAGAAUGUGAACAGAAAAAGAUGGCAAAGAUGCAGUUGCAUGGCAUACAACCUGUCACGGCAGUAACCUUGGCUACAGCAUCUCUCCAAACAGAAAAGGAUAAUUAGGCACUUGUGAACUCUGUAUGAAGCCUUCCAUGUAUACCUACAAGUUCCUUCUAUUAUCAGAAUCUGAUGCAUUUUAUUUUUUGGACUGUACAGUAUAAAGCCUGAUUUUCUACAAAGGACUUAGACUUUAAUAAAUUUGGAUCUUGUUUCUCUUCAUAUCAAAAUUCAUUGAAAGAGUCUAUAUGAAGGGAACAUGGCAUAUUUUAUAUAUUUUGCAGAGAAACGUAUAUCAUUGUUUCCAACUUUGCAAGUAAGGUUGUACCUUUAAAUAUUUUUUUUUUCCUGAAAAAAAAGUAAAAAUCAUCAAAAAAUUUAGCUACAUUUUUAACCAUAUUUUUUCUUCUUCAGUGUUAACUUAAUCCAGUGCUUCUUGUUUUAAACUGAGACAAUUGGUGUUGCAUAAUUUGAAAAAGAAAAAAAAAUGAACUGUUUUUCCAUAAUAGUGAAAUUAAAAACAUAACAUGUAACACUAAGCAAAGUAAGGCAAUUAACAUAUAAUACCAUGGUCCACAAAAAGACUUCCAAAUAUUUAUCUAACCUGUGAAGACCUAUAAAACAUCUGCAUUAUUUAUAAUUGGCAGAAAUUAGGUAUUUCAGAUCCGAGUAUUUAUAUUAAACUAAUAAGCCUCUUAUGUGUAAUAACCAUAUUCACCUUGGGUCCUUUCCCAGUGUUGGGAACAAAACAAGAGCAGUUUCAGUUUACUGUUCUGAUUAAGAUUGAAUAUUGCAAAAACCUGGUCAUUAAUUUCCUUUAAUAUUCUUGUUCAGAUACAAAUGCCCUUACCUGUGUCUGUUUGUAUGGGAUUAAUUUGAUAUCUGUAUAGCAAAUCAAGGUUCUUUAACUUGGUUAAACAAUUUUAGCAUUGCAAUGACUUAUUUUGUAAAGCCAUUUUUUCAGUUAUAACUGCUUAAUGUAUUAUUACUUAAAUAUUAUACAACUGAUCUAUUUUUUGUGUUCUUUGUUUACUUUUUUUUAUAAAAAUUAUAUGACCGA